UUUUUUAAAUAGAUAUGCUGUUUGUACUAGCCUAAUAGUUUGUACACUGUAAACUUAAAAUAGCUUGAAUUUAAAACUUUAGCUGCUAGCUUGAUUUUAGUGUUUGUGAACAUGAGCUCCAGCACGCGCGUCGUUCAGGUGACAAAUGUCUCUCCGAGCACAACGUCCGAACAAAUGAGGACUCUCUUUGAAUUCCUCGGAACCAUAGAGGAACUGAAGCUGUUUCCACCUGAUGACUCUCCCUUGCCUGUGACUUCACGUGUCUGUUUUGUAAAGUUCCGUGAACCCGAGUCGGUGGGAGUGUCUCAGCACCUGACGAACACCGUUUUCGUGGACAGAGCUUUGAUCGUGGUUCCUUUUGCUGAAGGAGUUAUUCCUGAUGAAUCUAAAGCCAUGUCGCUCCUGGCUCCAGCUAAUGCUUUGGCAGGAAUGAUGCCCGGUGGAGGUCUUCUUCCAACACCAAAUCCUCUGGCAUCGCUGACAGCAACACCGUUUGGAGGUCUCGGAGCGCCCAACCUAGAACAAAUGGCUGCCAUGGGACUCGCCGGGUCCAGCCUGAGCCAACAGGCUAUUUCUGCAGACUUUCUGAAGCUCAUGCAGUCCAUGGAUCCAAAGCUGAGUCCAUUAGCUGCUGGACUGAACUUAACUCCUGGACUGAAACCAGAUUCUUCCAACAAGGAGAUCGAAGAGACCAUGAAGAAAGUCAGAGAAGCUCAGUCUCUGAUUUUAGAUGCGAUUGAACCUGGAAGCAAGAAAGACGGGAAACAUAAACGCUCCCGUUCUCGGUCGCGGCGCAAACGGUCCAGGUCUCCAUCGAGACACAGACGUUCGAGGAGCAGGUCUCGACGUCGGUCUCAUUCAAGAACCUCGAGAAGUAAAAGGAGGUCCAAGAGUCCCCGCAGGAGGAGGACUCACUCUCAGGACCGAGGUCGUCGAAGUAGAUCCAGAGACCGGAGGAAGGAGGAAAAGUCAAAGAAAAGGUCUAAGACGCCCCCUAAGAGCUACAGCAGUGCCAGGAGGUCUCGAAGCGUUAACCGGAGGCACAGGCGUAGUCGCAGUGCUUCCAGGUCCCCCAGGAGAAAGCCCUCCAGGUCUCCAUCUCCGAGACGCCACAAGAAAGAAAAAAAGAAGGACAAGGACCGUGAGAAGGACCGGAACAGGGACAGGAGGGAGGACCGGGAUCGGGACCGGAGCAGAGACGAACAAGAACACUCAACCAGCAAGAAGAAGAACAAAGACAAGGAGCGAGAUCGAGACCACUUGUCUGACAGCGAGAAAGGAGACGUAAAGGUGACCCGAGACUACGAUGAAGAGGAGCAAGGUUACGACAGCGAAAAGGGAGAGGAAGAAGACGACGAGAGGAAGAGCGACUCCGAUUCCGUCACGUCUCCCACAAACCAGGAGGAGACGGAGAGGACCGAGGCCCGGAGCUCCAAGAAGUCCAAACUGAACGGAGACGAUCAUCAUCAGGAGGACAUGGAGAUGAGCGACUGAGCUUCCUGAGACCAGUCAUGUGUGUUUUUUCACUGUUUUUAUAUUUUAAUGUAUUCUACAUGAUGUCUGUGCCUGAUCCCACAAAGUUAACAAUGUUUGUGUCUCGCUGUAGAAACAGAGGAGUGAAGCUUUUUUUAUUGACACAAAUACUAAAAUACAUGAAAUAUGGUUUUAAACAUCUGUGUCGUGGUUAUAUUUUGUUUUCUCUCGUCACACAUCUCAGUCCUGACAGUAAAAUGUAUCUAAAAGCUGUUCUUUCACCAUGUUUUAUUUUGGAGGUGUUUACCUCUAAAUGCACUGUCACAUGUCGGCUCAYACAUUUACAACUCUUCAGUUGGGAUUGUAGAUAAAACUGUCAUGAGUCUUUAAAUACGUUUUUCCAAAGGAAACAAAUAAAAAUGGGUUAAACUCUUA
Molecule: messenger RNA, 1908 nt
Organism: Austrofundulus limnaeus
Lineage: Eukaryota; Metazoa; Chordata; Actinopteri; Cyprinodontiformes; Rivulidae
Product: serine/arginine-rich splicing factor 11
Exons: 12
Coding region: 112-1494 (460 amino acids)
Cellular component (GO): nucleoplasm
Molecular function (GO): RNA binding
Source: RefSeq, a predicted model, not a curated record